Molecule: messenger RNA, 1974 nt
Organism: Linum trigynum
Lineage: Eukaryota; Viridiplantae; Streptophyta; Magnoliopsida; Malpighiales; Linaceae
Source: the annotation of a GenBank genome assembly
CGCACUUACAGUGUUUGAUUAAAUCCCAGAAAGAAAAUAUGUCGAAGGAAGCAGAAGAAGCUUCUUCUCGGAAGGAGAUUGAUUUUAUAGCCUUGUGAAAGCUGAAGAUGGCAUGGAAUGUGAAGCGGAGAGGAAGCUAGAAGUGGAAGUAGAUGAUGAUGCAAUGGAAGAACCAGAGCAAGGGGAAGAGGUCGAUGAUGAGGAGUCGGUUGAAGCAAUGGAUUUCUACCGUGCACCCCAAGAGCAUGAUGCAUUGGUUAGUUUAGCUUCUAAGAAUCUUGUUGGAUCUGUGGAAUUAGCACAAGCUCACCUCAUUUCAUAUAUGCAACAGCUUCAUGUUGACCUCUCUUCGGGGGAAUUUCUUGCAGCAUCUAGGAUUGAUAUAGAGGCUAACCCUGGCAAUUCCUCGCAUUAUGGUGCUGGGAAUGAUCUUAAGAGGGACAUUAGGCAUCUUGAUGAUGGGCGAUCUUUUGGAAGGGUAUAGAAGGGCUUUGAAGGAGACACAUAGAGCAUUUUCUGAAUACAUAGCAAAAUUUCCAUCGCAUGAAGAACCACUCUACAAGGAUGCUGGGUCUUUCUUCCAUUUCGGUUUGGCUAAAGGAAAAUUGAAACCAGAAGAAGAUAGAGAAGCAGGCAGAAGGAAAAUGGAGAAGGGAAUAGUCUUUUGGAGGAAAAGCAAAUAAAUAUGUACAACAAUCCCAUUCAAAAUGACAGAGAAAAUGGGGGAAAUGAUUUUUUUUUUCCUGCCCAUUCCAUGUCAGCCUUUCUGUCGGCCCAGUCAGAAUUUCCGUUUGCCACGUCAUCAAAAAUCUGACGCCAUUAACGGAGUCUGACGGAAGUUAACGUCCAGUGGUUACGGUGAAAUGUUUCUUAAAGUGAGUGACCAAUAAGCAAGGUUUGUAAUUCGGGUGGCAAACGUGAAAUGUUUAUGUAAUUUGGGUGACCAAUCGUGUAAUUCACCCUUAGAUUGACAGUACUAAUUAAAGUUCAAAAUUUGAUGUAUUAUGGACGCUUUUAGAAUGCACAAAAAAAAGCUGAAUUGCUAUUUGUCGCCCUAAAAUUUAAAUAUUUUCGCCCUAAACUGUAUGAAAAUGACGUUGAUGCCCCUAUCCCAAAUUCAAACCCUAAUCUCUAAACAAACACAAUUUCACCCAAUCUCACCCCGUCGUCCCGUCCACCAGUCGGAUCACGACAGUCGCUGCCGUUUCCCCAACCCACCAUGACUCCGAUUCCCCCAAACGCCAUCGUUGCGUUUCCCCGAGCCGGAUUCUGGCCGUCGUGGCCAUUCCCCCGCACGCAGUCGCUGCCAUUAUCCCAUUCUCUGCCGACCCGCUGCUAUUGUUAAUGAAGGAGCACGAUGAGGAAGAAUAAGGAAGAAGAACCUUGCCGCUUAAAAUCCAACCACCGUAGUUGAGUUUUUUUGUUUUUUUUUUUUCCAUAAUCCCAAUCAAAUUUCAAUUUUCUUAUUGUAUUUGUUUUUUUUUCGUUGAACUUAUUUUAUAUUCUACUUGUAAUUGAUUUUUUGAAUAUUUUAUUUAUUUGGUAUAUUUUUAAGUUAAAAAAAAACUAAACAAAGGGCAUCAUAGUCAUUUUAAUAAAAAUUAGGGCGACGAAUAAGCUAUUUUAGGGCGACGAAUAGCAAUGCCCAAAAAAAGUGGGUGCGCUGAAGUAGCCACCAUAUAUAUAUAUAUAUAAUUGUAAAUAAAUAUAUAUAUAUUUACAAUUACAUACCCGCAAUCCGCAAUGUACUUAUUUUUUUACUAGAAAAUCUAACUCAAUAAUGUGUCUCGUUAGCUCAACGCUGGACCACAUUAUCUUGUCUAUUAGGAUUUAGGACUAUGACUCGCCUUUAAACGAUGAUUUUAGUGAUUCUUUAGAUUCGCUUGGUUUUACAAAACAAAGGGGAAAACGUUAAAAGCUAAGGCUGAAAGGACUGGAAUGUAAAAGAUAGUAAAAUGAAGACUGAUUUGUAGU